Messenger RNA from Geodia barretti, 726 nucleotides. NCBI's taxonomy places the organism in Eukaryota, Metazoa, Porifera, Demospongiae, Tetractinellida, Geodiidae. The record is from the annotation of a GenBank genome assembly.
GUCAAAGACUCCGGAAGAUGUAGGAGUUGCUAUGCGUUUGCCACGACAGGAGUUCUGGAGGGUCUCCAUGCUCUCACCACGGGCAAACUGGUCACUCUCAGUGAACAGAACAUCAUUGACUGCUCCGUUCCCUAUGGCAACAGGGCCUGCAGUGGAGGCUCCGUGGAGACCAGCCUCAUGUACGUCAUCGACAGCGGUGGACUAGACACUGACACAUACUACCCCUACAAGGAAAGGCAAUAUCUCUGCAAGUUUUCAAAGAAGUACAUUGCUGGAAAAUGCACAGGGAUGAUAAAGAUACAGAAAGGCCGGGAAUCAGAUCUGGAGAUUGCCGUGGCAACGUUUGGUCCAGUCACAGCCGUAGUUGAUUCUCGACACAACACAUUCCAGUUCUAUGCAGGAGGAGUGUUCCUGGAGCCGACAUGCUCCACUACCAAACUGACUCAAAGUGUCCUUAUCAUUGGCUACGGAAAGACUCGCCACGGCAGAGAGUACUGGAUACUCAAAAACAGCUGGGGAACGGCAUGGGGAAUGGAUGGCUACAUGCUAAUGGCAAGGAACCUCAAUAACCACUGCGGGAUUGCCUCCCGAGCACUCUACCCCAGCAGCUAGCAGCUACUAGCUAACAACUCGACAAGCAAUAGUUGACAGUCAUCAUCUUCUGUGGCUAUAGUUUACUCUCAGCUGGUCAUUUUAACAAACUGCACUCCUUUUCCCUUAUUCCCU